Messenger RNA from Melampsora larici-populina 98AG31, 849 nucleotides. RefSeq lists its product as uncharacterized. Bases 1 to 849 code for a protein of 282 amino acids. NCBI's taxonomy places the organism in Eukaryota, Fungi, Basidiomycota, Pucciniomycetes, Pucciniales, Melampsoraceae. The transcript has 5 exons. The record is from RefSeq and is a predicted model, not a curated record.
AUGACCUUCAAACCCCUCUCACUGGCCUUCAAGCUUAUCUCAAUUCUUUCUAUGGUUCAAAUCUCACAAUCUGGUUCACCUUUCACUAGGCAAAGUCCACUCGAGUGGAGCGAUUGUAAGUUCACCAGCGAAGAUGGUGCUCGUUAUGAUUUCACAUCUUUGAUCCCACAAUCAUCAUGGCCACUCAACAUCACCACUGACCGUUCAACCCCGCCAACACUUACGAUCGAAACCCUGUUGAUCUCACUUUGUACAGAGCUUAAGCCUGUUGAGGAGGGCUGUCCAGCCGGCACAACAGUCUGUUUAUCGAUAUUCAACGAAUCUGGAGAGAAAGGCGGGACGGAUAGACGUUUGAUCAGUCGAAUUCCAAUCGCAGGACCAUCUCGACCAGUAGUCCAAGGAGGAGGACUUAGUAACAGAGACCCGAUCCGACUCACAAUUGCUGGUGGAACUUAUAAUGGAGUUCAACAAUCUACAGUCUUCAACUUUGCUUGUGCUACUUCGGCUGCAGCACCUCGUCAGCCCAAGACGCAGUAUGACACCUCGAAGGGGUUUUUGACCAUUGAUUGGCCGACACCUCUGGCUUGCGCAUCCGCAUCAGGAAGCCCAGUAGGGACACCUACAGGUAGCUCAGGAUGGUUCGGAAGUUUUGUAACCUUUAUCAUCUUCAUCUUCAUUGCUUACUUCCUCAUCGGAAUAUGGUUGAAUUAUAACAAGUAUGGAGGAAACGGAUGGGACCUUAUCCCACACCAAGACUUCUGGCGAGAAUUACCUAGGAUGAUUUCUGAGUUGUUUCGUUCAAGAAGAGGAAAUGGAUCAGCUAGUCGAGCUGGUUAUUCUGCUAUUUGA